AGUCCCAUUCCAACCCGAGGCGGAGAAGUCGCUCCCAGCAAUGCAGCCUGCAUCAGUUUUUCGGCCAUCAUUUUCUCCCUUCAACCAGCAAAUCACCGUCUCCGCCACUCUCCACAGAAAACAAAACCCAAAUCGUCGUCAUCAUCAUCAUCAUCAUCAACAGCAGUCUCCUCCCAAAUCCAACCUCCAUCAACAAAUGACCGCCAAAGUCGAAGGCCCAUCACCCCUCAGAGGCUCCGACGUCCUCAUCGCCCUCCAGAGAGCAGAUACGCUCAAGAAGAAGAAGAAGAAACAGCAGCAGAGGAAGCUAAAGACUGCGAGGGGGAAAGAGGGAGGUGAAAGUGAGAGUGAAGAAUUUGAUUAUGACAAUGUGAGACCCAUAAUCGUUCGUAGUGAUUGGAAGGAGAGGAUUGAUGAGUUGGAGACCCGAGUUCAAGAAUUGAAGUCCCAGUAUCACUAUUGAGUUUGAGAAAAAUGAUUGUAUGGAAGGUGUUUGAUGAAAUGCUUAUAUGGGUUUCGUCGCUAUUGUUAGUUAAAUUACAUAUCAUCUCAAUUCUCUUCAUGGCUUCUUCUUGAAUAAUUAACAGCUAAAUAGGAGGUGUCCAGCUCCUCUUUCAGUGUUUCAGUUCGAUGGAUGCUCAGGAUUCACGUCAUGUUUUUUGAAGAUAACAUUUUGAUGAAUCAUUGAUUUUGAUUUGUGUGCUUCAUUAUGGUAACUGGAGGUUUCAUUUCCUUUGUGUCGACUCUGCACCAAAGGGAAGAACUAAGAACAUGAUCGGAUGAUUGUUGUUUUGUUCCGGAAGUUUCAA
Molecule: messenger RNA, 809 nt
Organism: Asparagus officinalis (garden asparagus)
Lineage: Eukaryota; Viridiplantae; Streptophyta; Magnoliopsida; Asparagales; Asparagaceae
Exons: 1
Coding region: 41-463 (140 amino acids)
Source: RefSeq, a predicted model, not a curated record